Messenger RNA from Ramularia collo-cygni, 897 nucleotides. RefSeq lists its product as uncharacterized. The record is from RefSeq and is a predicted model, not a curated record. The transcript has 2 exons. Bases 1 to 897 code for a protein of 298 amino acids. Lineage: Eukaryota; Fungi; Ascomycota; Dothideomycetes; Mycosphaerellales; Mycosphaerellaceae.
AUGGAUACCCCUUUUGAACAACUCGAUCUCGAGAGACAGCGUAUCCUCGCUUACGACAAGGACGUGACAGACCAACUCAAGCGGAUCAAGGAACAAGAACGUCAAUUGGAGGAUUUUCUCGACAUUCGUAUGGAAGAAGCACAGUGCGCAAUUCUCAGAUAUGCAAGGUUAAGAGCGACCGUCGUAGCAGACCGCGCGCGGUUGACCGCACGGAAGGAGGAACUCAAAGCCCUCCAAGAUGAAGAUAGCGUCGUAAAGAACGCCGGACCAUCCUAUCUCCUCAACCAAGUUCCUCUCCGCACCGUCAACCCCUCCACAGACCUGAAGUGGCAGACCGGCGUAAGCGAUAACACAGAUCGGGAGCUACAUUUUGGUGUCAUGAACCCGAGUGAUUCUCGGUUCGCUCUAUCCUUCGUCCGGCUCGCGGAAGAAAUCAAGCGGCAAUAUGCCAUCAUCCUUACGGAAAAAGACACCCGGCCAAUAUCGCAUGAUCAACCACCAGCCACCGAUCUCGAGAUCGCGGAAUUCGAUGCCUUGAACAAGGCCGAGGGAAAGCCGAUUGAGUGCUCAAAUGCACCACACUUCCGUAGGUCGUCAAACACAUGCAAGCGCAAGAAGGUCAGCGCCUCAUCUCGCAGCUCCAGCGGAUCUCUCGCAAAAAUCUCCAAGCGGAACAGGGAAGAGAAGAAGAAGUUGCAAAAAGCACUGAGAAAUGUCGCGGCUCGCUGGGCCCUACAUUUAGAGCAAUCCAUCGAGAAGCCUCACAACCAAGUCAUGACGGAUGACGAGAUUGAAGAAGGACCCGAUGGAGGUCUCGCGGAGUCUUUGAGUUUUCUUCCAAAGGGGGAGUCAACCGACGACCAAACUUUUAGCGGUCUGGCCUUUCGACCAAAGUGA